AUGAAGCUUCUUCUGUUAGCUGUUUGUGUAAUCGGAACUGCCACGAGUUACGAAAUCGUUCCAAGAGCCACUGGACUUCGAUCAAAAGGAGAUGUUCGACGAUCCCCACUCUCGUCAAUUUCUUCUUUCGCUCCUCUUGCCAAAUCCCUUCGUCCCGCCUCCACAGGAGUCCGUCGUGCUCCAGCAGUCGUCACGAUCCCAACUCGUCGAGCAUAUCGUCCAGCUAAUCCACCAAAACGAGUUCCAAUGACUCUUCCACUUCUUCCACCACUUCAACCACUUCCACUUCCUCAAUUCAUUCCAGUCCCAGUUCCAGUUCUAUCUCCACAAGAUCUUCCAACACUUCCUACUUUGGCUCCACAUACUUUCCCAACAUUCACUCCAAUUCCUGGAAUGCCAACUAUGCCUGGAUUGACAAUGCCUCCAAGUUUCCAACGUCUUCUUGGAAUUACGACGACAACGAUGAAACCAGCUGAAAAAUCAAUGGAAAAUGAGGAAUCCGAGUCUGAAUCAAGAUCAGAGUCCAGAGCUUACAGUGCCCCAACGUACAAUAAAGACCUGAAUACAGUCAGAUCGAGACUUUCGAAGUUCGUGAGAGGAAGUGAAAAGAAGGCAUCAAAGGCCGAGGAUAAUGCCGAUUGGAUUAUUCCUUUCCAUUGA
Caenorhabditis remanei is the source of this 660-nucleotide messenger RNA. RefSeq lists its product as uncharacterized. NCBI's taxonomy places the organism in Eukaryota, Metazoa, Nematoda, Chromadorea, Rhabditida, Rhabditidae. The record is from RefSeq and is a predicted model, not a curated record. The transcript has 4 exons. The coding region runs from base 1 to 660 and encodes 219 amino acids.